GAUUUUUUCAAAUUCAACGGGAUUCAACAGAAGUUUAAUUCCCCCGUUCCCCGUUAAAAAGACACACAACAUCAGGAGGCUCCACCUGCGGAGUUUGACGAGGGUAGAACACAUGUUUUCGUUGAGGGUGGCCGAUGGGGAAAGGAUAGGCACAUUAGUCGGGUUGGCCUCGAUGUUCACUACUGCCAGGGCGUCACGUGCAACACGUGGUGCUUCUGCAGUGGUGCCUCCGACAACUCAUCAGAAGUCAUCUGGUUACACUUGGUUGCCACCGCCGCCGGCGAGAUCGACAGUCGACGCAACCACUAUCGUUCGGCAACAUGCUCAACGGUCCGAGCAUUUGCGCAAAGUGUCUGAUAUUCGUCAACCUGCUUCCCUUCCUGGAGAUGGUGACGGGGCACUUCCUGCGGGAGAGGGUGUUGAGGUCCCCAUUCAUGUUUCAGAUUCCUUACCCACCCCGUGUCCCGAGAGCGACACUGUUGCUGGUUGUAUUUCCGGAGCAUUAGAUCCUUUACACUGCUUGCGCGAUAUUCCUGUCGCCCAAAGUGCGCCACCCGUGAGUGCGGGUGAAUUGUUGGAUGUUGGGAUCCUUGGCAGUCGACCACAGACGGACGACUUCGUUCGCAAGGCCCGUCCGCGUUGGGACAAGGGUGACUUCUUGUACGAGAGCUCGUCUAGUGAUGGUGAUGAUUUUUUCUCGUUGAGCACGCAGAUUGCGAGAGAUGAUGACGUAGAGGGCGCACACUGUUCGCCACCCACACACGAUGACAGGGAUGGUGAUGGAGAGGGUGCACACCGGUCGUCGCACGGCGGUGGCAGCACUGCCAUUGACAUCGAAUCUCGGACACCAAUUGAUGGAGGUGAUUGCGAUGACAACGAUGACGUCGAUGCUCCACGACCUGGUCAUGGUGUUGUCUUGAAGCGCUUGAAACGUAGAGGGAAGGAGAGAGACAUCAUUGCUUCUCGCGUGCGUAGACGGGAUGGAGGGGAUUCCUCCAUCACCCAACAAUACGCUUUGGGUAGCGAGCAGGUCAUCGUUUCCGAAGACUCCAUGAGAGAUGCUACUAACGAGUAGUUGAUCGAUAUCGACGCUGCCGUUGCUUGUCCACAGGGUGAGGCCGUAAUUAUCCAGGCGACAGUGACGUCCACAAUCGA
Molecule: messenger RNA, 1155 nt
Organism: Chara braunii
Lineage: Eukaryota; Viridiplantae; Streptophyta; Charophyceae; Charales; Characeae
Source: the annotation of a GenBank genome assembly